This is a messenger RNA of Spodoptera littoralis (African cotton leafworm), 5918 nucleotides long. The record is from the annotation of a GenBank genome assembly. Lineage: Eukaryota; Metazoa; Arthropoda; Insecta; Lepidoptera; Noctuidae.
CUGUUUCCAUAAUAGUUUAAACAUGCGAGGAGAGAGAUCUUUAGUCCUUCAUUCCAUCCUUUAAUUUCUUUAUCAUCCUAUUCACUUACCUACAUCCGUUAAAACCUGAGUAUUCCUGCAGACAUUCCUGAAAUACCCGAAAUCCCGAAUCCCGAAAUGCCUGUUCCUGAACCAGAUAAGUUAGUGUUUUAUUUUUUGUUAUUUAAUAAUUAAUGUUGGGUACCUAGUUAUCUACCUACAUAAUCAGAGAAACCUGCUACUACCUGAUGGUAAAGGUCCAUGUCUAAAAUAAAAAGAUUCAUCCUUUCCUUUCACUACCUUAAAAGAUGACCAAACCUCCUCAAAUAUUUUAUAUCGGACACUUAAGCUGUAGUUUUCUUGACCUAUGUGUUUUUCUACAAUCUUACCUAUACCAUAAAGCCAUCUCCUGAUCCGAUUUAAAUAAUUAUUUUUGUGUUUAUUAGUGCAUUUACCGAAGUAGCCUAUAGGCAAUAAAACCACACGCUACAACCUAUAGGAGACGAGCAGAGCGCUCCGCUUGCAUUAUAAAAAUAUAGGUGAAGGCAUUCGACACUCGAUUGACUCAACCCUAGCAUUACCAAGCAGUUAUUAUGAUUGUCAAUAUCUUUAGGCCUCAAGAAGAGCCAAGGGCGGAGAUUAUGCAGCCCAGUAACGUCGUCGAACCCGAACAACAAAAAGUACAGGAACCAGUGCUGGACAAUGAACUAGAGGAAUUAGAAGCGCUGGAACCACUAGCAAAACGCCGUAAGAUCCGAAAAUUGAUAAUAGACAAGAAGACGAAGAUUAGUCCUAAUCACUUCCGAGCUAGGAUUGAAAAUCCUUUGGUAGAGUUGCGAUGCGAGGACAGUUCAGACGACAUAAUUUUCGUAAGAGUACCCGUGGAGGAAUACUUUCGGCGGCCGUGUCACGGUGGUAAUAAAAUAAUAUCUAAUUUUGGAGACGCUAUUUCGGUACUUUUUGGACGCAACCUUGGAGUGGUCCCGGGCCUACCCUUGGCUGAAAGAGAAAUGGAGCAAGCUGAAGCCGUAAGGAGACGUUCUCGUCGUACUACAAAAAGGACAAUGCUAGACAUAAUAGAAGAGGAGCAAGAGGCUACUGUUGUUCAAGAAAGGCCUGAAAUACAAGUGGAACCACCCAUUCCUGAAGCGAAUGUGACUACGGAAACGUUCAAAAUUUCUGAUCCACCACGUGUGAGCGCACAAGUUGACAUAGACAUUGCAGAUAUACCAACUCAAAAAGUAGAGACACUAUCGCAAGCGCGCAAAAGGACAGCAGAGCCAGAAAUGUUUGGAAGCCCAAAACAUCAACGCUCCAUGGGUUACAAAUCAUUCCGGGAAAGCCAGCUGGCUAAAGAUUUAGCAGAUAUUAACGCAGAAGCAGAGACAAAUAAGGAAAAUAUUAUGCCGCCUAUACCGGAACCGCCUCAAGAUGCUGAAUUGAUACUAUCUUCAAAGUUACAAGAAGCUGGCUUAGCUGAUAUUCCACAACAACCUAUAAUAGUCGAGGUCGAGGUUCACUCACAAAUUCAACGAACGACUGCUUCACAAGGAAGAGCUCGUGUGACUGGGAGUGAACGUUCUGAAACUCCUUUAGGCAGUCUCGACAGGACGAAGGUGUCGCUCGGCGAUUCAGAACAGACUACAGACUCGAAAAGAUUUAUACGCGACCAAUGGGGCACAGAGGGCACAAUGAUCAAAAUAAUGAAACACAUUAAGGCAAAUCUCCAACCAGUUACGGUGAAGAGCCUCCUUGAUAAGGGUCCCGUUAUAUCCGGUUACAAAGGUGUCAUAGCCGCGCGAUGUUUUACGUCUAUACUCAAACUAAAACAACAUGGCUUCGUUAACGUUACCAAGAAUCUGGAUACACUCGAGAUAAUUGAUGUUACUCUGGGACCAAAAUUGACUAGUUCCAGUGAUCAAUUCUAAGUCCAUAAUUUGUCAUUUCGUUGAUUUUUUCACUAUUGAUGUUACUCAUUGUAAUACUAUUUAUUGAUUAGUGGUAAUAAAACAGUAAUAAGUUGAAUUUUGGUUUUAAAUGAAAGAUGUUAUUGAUAUGAACAAUUUUAUUUACGAUCUGUAUAUAAUGAUAUGAUCUCUGUACACUUUACAUAAGUCAUCAACUAGAUUCAAGCUAACUAGAUAGAUUUAUGAGUAUCUUAAUUAUAGGUAGGUAAUGGCUUAAUAAUUUACAAAUUCUAAUAGUAUAAUCGAAUGCUGUACAAUUAAACAGUCGACUUAAAUAAUUAAUCUAGCCACAAAUUCUUAAUUACAUAAAAUACAGCCAUUUACAUUAUAGAAUUGGUAUAUUAUUAUUUAUUAGUAUAAUUCUUUAAGAGCUUAAUUGAUAGUACAAUUUUACACAUUAUUCUUAAAACAGAGAAAGAAAUACUAAAUUACGGUCAAUUAUAUGGAGGUUCCCUACACAGGUAAAGCAUUUCUAAUUUUUAUUUAUACAAAAUCAGUCUCCUACUAUUUGUUAAGUCCGCCGUAUGAAAUGUAUACUAGUAAAAGGAAUUAACAUAGUAAUCUUAUAACUCAAAGGCAGUCACGCUUUGUCUCAUUAGGACGUACACCACUGGACGAUUGGAAUAUGUUUAACAAUAGUAUGUUUAAACCGCAACACACAUUAUCUAAGCACUACAUUUUAUUACCUCUGAAUUUAUAGAUUACAUCAGAAACAACUUCAAGCACACUUCAGUGUUUCACAGCCUUUCUAACAGUCGUUCCAAGCUCUCACUCAAUUACAUUAAAUAAUUACAGUCUGUCCUUAUAGGUUUUAGGAAUGACGUUACUUAAUUUUAAAGUAGCUACCAUAUUUUGUAGGUAUAUCAUUUCAUGUAAUACUUUGAUGAAAAGUGGAACGAAUUAAUUAUUGAUAAUAAAUUCUUAUAAAAUCAACCCAUUACGAAUAAUAGUUAUAGUGAGUAAAUAUUUAAAUCCAUCAUUUCAUGAAUCAAAACAUCUAUUUGACUUCAUACCAUAAAAGUUGAAGCCACGGAUAUAAAUUAUAUUAAUAGUACCGAAAUUAACUCUUAAUUUUACAUCAUGCAUAACACUUAUAUAUUAGAUUCAAAACAGGUUUCUAUAACGGGGAAAAUAAAUCUCAUUCCUCCAACGAGAGGUCACGUAAUAUGAGCAUAGGAUCCAAAAAAUGGUAGUUAACAUUUAAAACGGUGACAUAUCACAGAUCACUCGAGACAUCAUAGAACCCUCGACCGUGGAAUGAUACUCAAUAGAGAAGUUACAAGGACACAGAGUGGGACGAGCGGGCUCAGGGCGCAAGCGAGUCGCUAUCGUACUCCUUGGGCUCCUCGUCGUCCGAGGGCGGGCGCUCGCCGUAGUUCAUGCUCUCAAAGUAUUGCUGCGGCUUACCGUUCCACAGCGAGUCGUCGCGCGACGCGGGCGACACGUGAGACACCUGCGACACUAGCGAGCGCAGCUUGGCGUCCACCGAGUCGGCGCGCUCGUACAGGAUGGAGCGCGACAGCUCCAGCGCCAGGUUGUGGGGCGAGUAGGGCGGGUAGGGCGCCAGGCCGGCCGGGUAGGGGGCCAGGCCGGCCGGCAGCGGGCGCGCGCGCGGGAACAGCGGCGCCAGGCGGUCUGCGCGCGCCACGUACUCGGCCGCCAGCGCCGCCACGCGCCAGCGCUCCGACUCGUCUUCGUUUCUCUGUCGAAAUGUCCAACGUUGUUACGUACACCGGACGCUCGUUAAACGUCGCGGUGCUGCCCCUGCGGCCCGAGCUGUCGAUCUAACCUUUAAUGAGUGUCCGAGUCCGCCAAGUGCCCGCGAGCCGCCACUAGUCAUCCUCCACGGUUCCGACUAAAUGCAUACGAACUUGUGUGCAAGCCAAAUACUUAAAUUGCUUAGUUUUAAAAUAGUAAGAAAUAAAUUAGCAUCAUUUAAAUUAAUAUAGUGAAAUACAUUAAAUACUAGUGAGAAUGACUACUGACGACUUGGUGAAUCGAAUAAUAAGAUACAUAAUAUAUACUGCAAUUAAUUUUUGUGACGUCUAAAACUAUCAUCUCCACCAUGUCAAACAUGAACUACCGGAUAUUAUUAUUUCAUGAGUCCAACAUCUGUGCAUAACUUUUCACUCUAUUAGUUACCAAACCAAUUACCAACAGUGUAAAGGCCAUGUGAGAGCAUCAGUUUUUUGUGUGAUUAGCCAAUUAUUUUGUGCCAUUAUGCCACUAUGUCAAUACAAACAUACAAAUAAAAAUACAAAAAUCAUAAAUAACAGAAUUAACACAUAAAAUUAACAUGUAAUGUGUCAUAAACAGUGAGUACUGGCGAAAAUAAUUAUACAAAUUAUAAAAAAAUGUAUUUUUAUCUUGCACUUACCAUACUAUAGUCUUCAACAAUGUCCAGAAGUAAUCACAAAAAAUGUUAAAAUGUGCACUGAAUAAAUAACACUUGAAAAUGUUUAAGUUUAAUAAUGGUUUUAUAUAAGUUAAAAUUCAUAUUUUGAUAUUGUUGGUAUGUAAAAUCCCACGCCAUAUAAAGGUGUCGCACAAACGAACUGUGAUUAUUUAUUGAAACAAAAAGGAAAUAAAAUGUACGAUAAAAGGAAUUUCACUAGUUCAGAGUACGACAACUUUUACAAACAAAAUGUGUCAAUUUAUUAACAUGAUGAAUAUGUGGGUUAGGGACACAAAAAUCCAACCACAAAUACUUUGAGCACAACAUACUGGGAUUGAGCUAAGUUUUUCAAACUUCGUAAUAAACACGUAUGUUAUCAGUAUUUAAGGAAAGAUUUAAAUGUCACUUGAUUUGUCGCUAUAGUUAGUGACGAGGACACACAAUCGUUAGCACAUGCUCGCCUACACUACGGACCGACUCGCUCUACGUCAAAUUAAAGGAAACUAGAAUCGGGGCGGACCCCGGCUUUUAAAGUAAACCGAAGCGAAACGAAACGACGGGGAAACAAAACUUACGAUCGACAUAAUGGCAUGCGAGAUGCGGCCCGACUCGACAAGCUACGAGAACGUCAGUCCGGCGCGCGCGGGCACUCACGCUAUGAGCCGGAAUCUUUCGGAAAGAACCACGCGUUCCAGAACGAGCGCGCGCGCACCUUGGGGUCGGGCGCCGCCGCGCGACGCACCGGCACGCCGCUCUUGGGUUCGCGCUCCUUGCGGCCCGCGCCCGCGCUCGCGCCGCCCAGCGUCGACCCCGCCGAUCGCGCCGACGCCGCUGAGCGCGCCGACCGCACCGAGUGCGCCGACGGCGGCCGCGCCGGGGUCGGCCGCGCCGUGUGCAGCGGGAUGCGACUGGGCCGGCGGCGCGGCGUGUCGGCGAUGCGGCAGUCGGAGUCGCGUCGUCCGGCAUGUGUAGCGGCUCCAUGUCUCGCAUGCUGCUAUGGUCUCGCGCGGGUGAAGCGGACCGAGCGGGGCUGCGACGCUUGCCCUCCAGCUGUCGGACGCGAGCACGCGCUCCUUCUAAUUCGAUACUUUUCUCCUCCAGCUGGAAUAUAAUUAACAAAAAUUAGUCUCAUUCCCAAAUAUGUUUUAUUUGAUUUCGGUUUGUAAUUUUUGUAGUAACUAGGUGGUACAUUAUUUAUAACAAAUAGUACCUACCUCCUUCUAGUAUCUUAUCAUAUAACGGCAAAAUGGGGGUGAAUAGCGUUUGGGCGGCGAAAAGGUACAGAAGAAGGUGAAUAGAUAUAAAGAAAUUCUUCAUAGUAUCGAUUCACCCCCUUCUGUCCCUGUUUACCUCUCGAUCCCUAUUCACCUCAUUUUACGGAACGUAUACGAUUUUGCAAUUUUGGACAUAAAUGUUACAUUAUUGUUACAUAAAACUCACCCUAAAUUUGAGGUCUUCGUUGAAGUCUCGAGCUCGCUCCAGUCUUUCUAACAGCACUGUGCGCUGCGCGGCCGCGCGUCUCAGGCGUUCGCUCAAUA